Messenger RNA from Monopterus albus (swamp eel), 1522 nucleotides. Its product is annotated as T-cell acute lymphocytic leukemia protein 1 homolog. Gene Ontology annotation, molecular function: protein dimerization activity; DNA-binding transcription factor activity, RNA polymerase II-specific; RNA polymerase II cis-regulatory region sequence-specific DNA binding. Gene Ontology annotation, biological process: regulation of transcription by RNA polymerase II. The record is from RefSeq and is a predicted model, not a curated record. Bases 209 to 718 code for a protein of 169 amino acids. NCBI's taxonomy places the organism in Eukaryota, Metazoa, Chordata, Actinopteri, Synbranchiformes, Synbranchidae. The transcript has 3 exons.
GGUGCUGCUUCCUGGGCCCCCCGCUCUGUCUGAGUUUAAUGGGCCUGUCGUUAUUAAUGAGGUCUCCAUGCAAACGAUGCGUCACGACACGGGGGGGUUGGGGGGAUUAGGUGGGUAUAAAAGCGGCCAGCGUGGACAGUGACGCUCCGUAGCCCCGCACUGAACCCAUCGGACCCCCGGUGCCUAGGAGCCGCCGAGCCAAACCCGGAUGAUGCAGAAGAAGGCUCCGCUAGAGUUGGGACACGAGGCUGCGCAGCACGUUAACACCGUAAACAGUGGUCCAAGUCGGCGUCUCCUGAUGAAACACACAGUGACUCCACAUGGCAUCAUCCACAGUGACGGUUCUGAUCCCAGGGGUGUCUGUCGGAUCUUCACCAACAGUCGGGAGCGCUGGCGGCAGCAGAAUGUUAACGGAGCGUUUGCCGAGCUGCGUCGCCUCAUCCCCACCCACCCCCCUGACAGGAAGCUCAGCAAGAAUGAGAUCCUACGCCUCGCCCUCAAGUACAUCAACUUCCUAGACGAGAUCCUAAUGGACCAGGACCUCAGGGGGGCCCCCUGGGGCCAAGCAGAAGGCCUGGAGCAGGUGUCCAGGCUGCAGCGGGCACUGACGCCAAGUUCAGGCUGUGAGAGUUCAGUGGACGGAGACUCAGAUGGUGUGACGGAGGAGCAGGACUGUGGUGGUCUGCAGUACCUCCACCUAGCAGCUAGCUACAGCUGAGCAGGUCCGGCAGCAUCCUAGUGAUCCAGGGUGCUGGCCCCCGGAGAGUUGAGGGUGGUUUUUAUUUAGUGAAGCUCAGGCAGGGUCCAGCACCAGUCUAGGGAUGGUUCUGAUAGCUAGUUCUACUUUGGAUCUGGUUCCAAGUUGUCAAGUAUCAUGGCCAAACCAAUCUGAUCUGCCAUUUAAUGGAUGUGUGCUGAGCCCCACACAGCUCAGCACAGGGUUCACGGGUCGACGUGCUGCCUCGGGGUCAGGCUGUCUGCUCCGUGGGUCAACACGAGCAGGACCACGUGUGUCAUUAACGUGAUCAGGACUAACCACAUCUUCAAAUUCUUUGUCACCUAUAACAAUUCAAAUGAGUUUUGUCGAUGCUCUGUGAGUGAAACAGAAUCCCGAUACUUUCUUUUAAAACAGAUCCACUAAACAGAUUCAAAAAUGGAUUCGAAUUCAUUAAAAGGCUUUUGAAACGUCACCCGUUCCUCCCGUGGUCGUGUCAAAGGAAACGGGCUGUUGUGCUCAGACCGUGAGGUUGUUUUCUAUGAGAAUCUUUUCCUGUCCUAACACACAGCCGUGUGGUUGUCAUGUGAUAGUCACAUGUAUCAUGAUGAGUCCAUGUUACCAGUUUCCUCUGUGAUGAUUGUGUUACACAAAGUUCUGGUGCAUGAGCAGAACCACCAGAUCCAGUUUCUUCAUGUUGAAGCAGCUCUCGUAUCAAACUCUGUGUUCAGUGGAAAGUCUUUGUUGUGCACUUGUGAUUUUUAUCUGAUGAAUCUGUAAGAAAACAGAUGAAUAAAAGAGAUUCUA